Messenger RNA from Contarinia nasturtii (swede midge), 2510 nucleotides. It is a transcript of the gene Cpes, whose product is annotated as ceramide phosphoethanolamine synthase. The record is from RefSeq and is a predicted model, not a curated record. Gene Ontology annotation, cellular component: membrane. The transcript is spliced from 2 exons. Gene Ontology annotation, biological process: phospholipid biosynthetic process. Lineage: Eukaryota; Metazoa; Arthropoda; Insecta; Diptera; Cecidomyiidae. Bases 387 to 1556 code for a protein of 389 amino acids. Gene Ontology annotation, molecular function: phosphotransferase activity, for other substituted phosphate groups.
UGAUCGUCUUCCGAUUCGCAAGUAUCGAGAUCAAAUUCUAUACUGUUUGGAACAGUAUCAAACAUUGGUGUUGGUUGGAGAAACUGGCAGCGGUAAAUCGACUCAAGUACCCCAGAUCAACAACUGGCAAUUGAUCGUAUAGAAACGAAAUCGCGAUACAACUACAAUUAUAUCGUUAUAACUCACGCACAUUUUUUUUUUUUAUCAAACCAUUGUCUUCAAUUGCAACAAAACGCAGCACAUAAUUCGAUGGAAAUAGAAUUUUAGUUUCAAAACGAUCAUCAAACGAAAUAAGUGACGUGCAUUUCAAAUUAUUAAAUUUAUGUAAAAAGAAAACAAAAAGACAAACGAUAAUCGAAUAAGUAAACACACACAACACAGUAAAAAUGAUUGGACCGAGUUCGUGUAUAAGCAAAAUAUUGCUGACUGUAUUCUUCUUUCUGGUCAUUUGGUACAUUUACAUGGAUGUGAAUUUAUAUUUGCGCAUUCAAAAUUAUCCUAUUGAACGUAACUAUCAUUUCAAUGAAACUGUCGACAUAUCAUCGAAUGAUGCAAGUCACCAAUCAACCUCAACAUUGUCAGCGGCGGCAAUUGGUGAACCACAACAUAUUGACACAGUGCUGAAGCAACCGGUGACAUAUGAUGAUGUUGCAUGGUUUUCAUGUGACAUCGAUCCACUAUGCCAUGUAACUGUCAAAGCAAUUUUACUUGACCACACAAACCACUAUCUAUUUGCACCAAUGGCCACAGUUUUUGACAAUAUCAUUGGUUUUUCACGUUCAAAAUUCAUAACAGCGAAUAUGAUAUCAUUUUUUCAUGUGUUUGUUGCCAUUUUGGCGGGUCGGUUUAUUGCAUCGGAUAGUUUAUGCUAUCGUCGCAUUGGUGUGGUUUUGUUCCAAUUUCGUACAUUUUUAGACGACUUAGAUGGGCAUGUGGCACGUCAAAAGAAAAACAUACGCGGUGAACGAUCGGAAAUCGGAACGGCCGGGUAUUACAUUGAUGGUUUAUGCGAUGGUCUUGGUUGCAUUGCACUUAUGAUUGGUGUAUUUAUGUUUUUGCGAAAUAAUCCACCGCGACGUGGUUAUACACAAUUGCAAGCAAUACUACCGACAACAAAUGAAACGGCCAAAACAUCAUCGGAAACUGGCGUUACGUACAAAAUAAAAGUGACCACAAAAAAAGUCGCACGAAAAAUUGUUUGCUUUUCCGGUCAAUUGCUGCUCAGUUCAACGGGAUGGAAUCGAUAUAUUGCCUUGUAUCAAGAUAUGCUCGAACGAAACGAUGUCGCUCCAACACAAUAUCGGCGACAAAAUAUUAUUAUGAAAUCGAAAUGGUUCUUUAGCAUCGCAUGGCUGUGGCGAGUUUUCAAUGUACAUGCCCUAUUGCAUUGUUUGUUGUUGAGCAUUUUUUGCGAUAAACUUUGGGAAUUCUUGCGAAUGAUACAAUACAUUGGUUUUGUUGUGCUAUUGGUCAUCAUUUGUGCCACCGAAAUGCACGUACUCGAAGUGGAAUCGUUCAUUUUUACAACGCUCACCGGCAACAACACCGCAUUGUGAUUGAACAAUUCACCCAUUGAUUAUUAUUAAAACAUAGAUAGUAUUGUUAAUGAAUGAAAAGAGAGUUAAUUCUAGUAUUGAAGUCUGCUUUGUCGUUGCUGUUUAUAUUAAUUAACUUUUAUUUGCUACAUUCCAAGCUUUUUGUCGCAAGUGUAUUUUGAGAGAAAAAAUGUCUAACUACGUCUAUAGCUGUAAUUAUUGUUUACAUUCAUAAGUAUUUUUUCUUUUUUUUUUCUGUUUUAGUAAUAGAUCUGAUUAACUUUGAUAUAAAAAAAAACGAUUCAGUGACUAACACGAAUGAAUUAGUUGUACAAAAAUUGAAAGAGAGAAAAGAAAUUUAUACAAAACAAAGCAUAUUGCAAUGCAUACUCAAUUCAGAUCUAUAUCCGUACAAAAAAAAAAACACACAAAAAAAACCAUAGCAAAUAACACUACAUCUAUUACUUCAAAUUGCUACUGAUAUUUCGGUCCCGAUUUAUAAAUGUAUAUAAAAUAAUUGAGUCUCAAUGUGAUGGCGAAAAAAAAUCUAAAUAUUUUUAUAAAAUAGGAAAAUGCUGAAAAGAAAACAAAAUCGAUUCAGAUUGUUGAUUGUGUGUCACACUGAUUGAAUCUCGAUGGAAUAAAUUCAAAUGCCACAACACAUGGAAAUCAACAAAGAUUAAAAAAUAUAUUUUUAUGCAAGUAUUUAAUGAAAACCGACGGACGGAUAAAGCAUUCGGUCAAAUCUGGUAAAUUUUAUCAUAUUCGACCGAUAAUAAUUGCAAAACAAAAUGAAUAUAUUUUAUUAGUUAAAUCUCAACAUAAAAAAAAUAUAUAAAUAAAAAACAAAAACAAAACAAAUGUUCUAAAUGUAUACUAAUAUAGAAAUUUGAUAGCUAAUCCAACUGCAACGAAAGUGCAUUACAAAAAUCACUAGACACAAUGUUGUGUAAAUAAAAAAGUGUUUUAUUCAAA